Molecule: messenger RNA, 1000 nt
Organism: Charadrius vociferus (killdeer)
Lineage: Eukaryota; Metazoa; Chordata; Aves; Charadriiformes; Charadriidae
Gene: NSA2
Product: NSA2 ribosome biogenesis homolog (S. cerevisiae)
Exons: 7
Coding region: 1-792 (263 amino acids)
Biological process (GO): maturation of 5.8S rRNA; maturation of LSU-rRNA
Cellular component (GO): nucleolus; preribosome, large subunit precursor
Source: RefSeq, a predicted model, not a curated record
AUGACAGAAAGCAGCAUCGCCCAAACCACUGCGGACACAGAGCCCGAGCCCAGAAGCUUCAAACGCCUUCCUAGCCGGCUGCUGCUUCUUAAGAACACACCGGCUCACGAGCGGUCGCGGAAGGCCAAGAAGAUGAUCGGGCUGAAGGCCAAGCUCUACCACAAGCAGCGGCACGCUGAGAAGAUACAGAUGAAGAAGACCAUUAAAAUGCAUGAAAAGAGAAAUACAAAGCAAAAGAAUGAUGAAAAAACACCUAAAGGAGCUGUACCAGCAUACCUGCUGGACAGAGAGGGGCAGUCCCGGGCUAAGGUUCUUUCUAACAUGAUCAAGCAGAAAAGAAAAGAAAAAGCCGGAAAAUGGGAGGUUCCUGUGCCAAAGGUCCGUGCACAAGGAGAAACAGAAGUUUUAAAAGUGAUUCGUACAGGAAAGAGAAAGAAGAAGGCCUGGAAGAGAAUGGUUACAAAAGUUUGUUUUGUUGGAGAUGGCUUUACUAGGAAGCCUCCUAAAUACGAGCGAUUCAUUCGACCAAUGGGCUUACGUUUCAAGAAGGCACAUGUGACACACCCUGAACUUAAAGCUACUUUUUGCCUACCUAUCCUUGGUGUAAAAAAGAAUCCUUCUUCUCCUUUGUACACAACACUGGGUGUAAUUACCAAGGGUACCGUCAUUGAGGUCAACGUGAGUGAGCUUGGCCUUGUCACACAAGGGGGCAAAGUUAUCUGGGGGAAAUAUGCACAAGUAACAAACAAUCCAGAAAACGAUGGCUGUAUUAAUGCAGUUCUACUUGUUUAAGUUUUGUUUGAUACUAAGCGUUGGACAUGGGCUCCUGCAAAAUCAGUGCAGUUUCAACAAGUUUGCAAGAUCUCUGGAACCUUCAACCAAUCAAGAACAUUGACCCCACAAGCUGGUGAGGAACUUAAACGUGCCAGAAACAACUGUUUGGGGUUUUGUAUUUGUGUUUGUUCAGCUGAACACUGUCCAAAUAAAAUGACUCGAUUUU